UUUUUAUUGAGAGAAGAAGCAGUGUUCUCGGAGUACCCUGGAUAUCGCUGUUUUAUCAUUGGGCGAGAUUUAGUCUGUCGGGUUUUAUUUAUGUGUUUAAAAAAAUUUCUUGUUCUGCUGUAUAUAGCAGUCUGCAAACUUAAGGAGUAAUUACUUGUGUUCCGUGAGCCACAAUGCCCCAUGAGAAAGGUCCUCUCUCUCCCGUGACUGAGUCUGGUGCUCUUGCUGUGGACCACAGAAAAGCUCUGACAAUCACACCGGGGGGAAAGCUUGACAGCUGUCAGGUAACGAGCUGUGGCAUCAGACGACAAGAUCAAAGGAUUGGAAAUCCAUUGAAAAUCCACAAGAGAAAAGGACACUUCGAUGAAUGCGCAGAUGCAGAUUUGCCAAAAAGUGCCAGAAAGCAUCUCAAGAUCCACUGGACACAGCUGGCAGCCAAUGGCGCAUCAUCUGGGUCAUCUCAUCACCACAAUGGCAGACGAGCAGAUGAACAUGGCCAGAAUUGUUCAGCGAUGUUGGAUAUUAAGAGGCGAGAGGUGAAAGUGAUAUUAAUGGACGUUCUCCAAACAGAAGAGGGCCAGAAAUACCUGAAUAGCUGCGGGAGUGAUACCAAUGCGAAGAAACAGUCAAUGCUUAAAAGAGUACCCAGGGAGAGGCAGAGUGAGCGAGGACCCUCAUCAGAGCACAGCACCGUCAGGAGGAGAGCUAGUGCACCUCGCAAGGACCAAACUAAGUUUUCAUUUCUCAAACCUGCCAACUUGCAAUCAUCUAAAAUGACUAACUCUUUGUAUGCUGAGGAGAAUAGUAUGCAUCUUUCCAAAGAAGCUCAAUCUCCAGUGGCCAAAAAAUGCAAGAGAGUCAAAAAUUCUGCUCGUUUCAGUGAACAUACUGCAUGUGAUGAAGAAGAAUCCUGUUCACGUCAAGAAAGUGGCUCCUCACCAAGGAAAGGAAGUCAUAAUCUGUUCCAUAAACACACAGAAUCGCCUGACGCUGCAGAGAACGAGUUCUGUCCGAUUGAGGAAAGCGACUCUUCGAGGCCUACGAGCGUCAGUCCUCUUCAUUCUGAAGAAGCCGAUUCAGAGCACAUCUUUGAAAGCUUAGGCUCAGCCAUGCAUACUCCAUCACAAGUUCAGCUGCCAAGCGGCUUUUACAGAAGAGAAUAUCAGGACUCGGAGAGUGAAGCGGUUCCCAUUCAGCAAAAUGCCAGCAAUAAUGAAGCACAAGAAUGUGCAGGCAGUAUGGGAGAAAACGACGAUGAGAUUGCAAAGGAGAGGGAGGAGGAGGAGGAGGAGCCUCUACACCAGAAUGGAGACGUGCUAGACGAAGGGGGCGGAGCCAGAGGCAGCGUCCUUCGUCUGUCCACAGGGGCAGCUGAGGGCCAGUUGGCUGACGGAGAAGUCACACCCAAAUCUAGUCAAAUGGCAGGCUCUGCAGAUAAACGCAUGCUUGAUUCAGAGCUUGUGGGAGUCAGACAGGCCUCGAAACCACAAACUGAACCGAUUGUUCUUUCCAGUGAGGAGGAGGAGGAGGAGGAGGAGGAUGAGGAUGAAGAUAGUGGAACAUCACAUGUCCAAGCACUAGAGGGAGCCAAAGAUCUACACAGGCAACAAAAACCUGUCCAGGCUAUGGAGAGAAAAAAGAUUCCAGAUGUACUCAUUCGUCCCUCUGAUUUGAACAGCCAGGCUUCCAGCUUUGAGGCCUCUGCUUCAAGUGGUUGUGCGGUGAUGGAGCUUCAGUUCUCCGCCCUUUACAUGGGCAACUUCAGUGCCUUGACUAAUGGGCUUGUAAAGAUCACAGAUGAUAGGAUCACCAUUUCAUUUAAAGAUCCUUCAGGUUCUGAGGUAAAAGCUUCCUUGACUACAGCAAACGUGCACAAGUACUGUGUGUGGGAUGGACUUUUUGUGCGGGACUGUCGUUUAGCGAAAGAAAGUGAAGCACCACCUUCAUCUGUCCUCCUCUUAUGGCUGGAUGAAAUUCAAGCACGACGCCUAUCCAGCGACUUGUCUGUCUUUCAGCCAGGGACACGCCCAACUGAGGGUGGCGUGUGUGUCGCGCUGUGUGUGUCUGAAUCCUUGAAUGGAGUACAGGGUGCACUGCUUGCAUCUAUAAUGGACAUUGUAGGUCUCAGACAUGGAAAUACCGAGCUUCUAUCCCCACUCACACACCCCGAGAGUCUGAAGAUUCUGCAGAACAGCCGAGACUCACACAUUCUCCAACUGCUGUGUCCCAGAACUGAGACUCACACUGUCUCCUGUGAGUCCGGGACCACACCAGCACCUGCGAGCACAACUACAACCUCAGCUAAGGACUCAGAUGCCCAGCCAGAUUCCAGAGUCUACACAUUGUGUCAAAGCAGAGGUCGGCGUGCCUACAGUGUGUCCUUGGCACAUAAACCUGGAUCAGACUGGACUCAGUACAGGCACUGUGGUCCUGCACGCAGAUUAAUCCAGUUUCCUCCGCCACCAUCUAAAGGAGCCAUAACUGUGACCACUGAAGACCUGGAGUGCUUAGACAGCGGGGAGUUUCUCAAUGACGUCAUCAUUGACUUCUACCUCAAGUAUCUAUUGGUGCAGAAGGCACCUCGUGCUUCAGUGAGAAGAUCUCACGUUUUUAGCAGCUUCUUUUACAAACAGCUCACACGGCGUGACAACGCUAACGAAGAGAGCACCAGCACACCAACCCAGCUCAGGAGGCACCAGCGGGUCAGGACAUGGACUCGUCACGUGGACAUAUUUGAGAAGGACUUCCUGUUUGUUCCCGUCAAUCAAGAAGCUCACUGGUACCUAGUAGUUGUGUGUUUCCCUGGGAUGGAUGAGCCACAGUAUGUGGAGAGAGGAGGUCAUGCCUCAGUGCAUGAUGGGACUGAAAACUCCAGUGAUAUCACAGCUCAGAAUGAAUCACAGCAUGGUGAUGGGGACAUAAAUUCAGAUGAAAAUUCUUCAAGGUCUAUUUCUGCUCCUGGUCCACCAACCUGCACAGAAAACACCUGUAAACGCCAGACUGUCUGUAAGAGACCCUGCAUUCUCAUUAUGGACUCUCUGAAGCUGUCUGUGCAUGAGCGUAUCUUCAAGCUCUUGCGCGAGUAUCUGCAGGCCGAGUGGGAGGUAAAAAGAGGCGGACAUCGAGACUUCAGUGCAGAGCGGAUGGUGGGCUCCCACUGCAGAGUUCCCCUGCAAGACAACAGUAGUGACUGUGGUCUUUAUUUACUGCAGUAUGCAGAAAGCUUUUUACAGGAUCCUAUAGUGCACUUCGACCUUCCACUGAAGCUAGAGUGUUGGUUUCCACGACAGAAAGUGCGUGAGAAGCGAGAGGAGAUUCGAGAUCUUGUGUUGCACCUGUACCGAUUUCAGCAAGGAUCUCUGGGAAGUGACAGCUUAGAUGAUGGAAAAGAAAUAGGAAAUGUAGCUUAACAGUGUGGAGCAUUAAAAAUAACUUACUUUUAUUUAUCACAUUUUAUUUCAUUGUUCUUAGGUCUUCUAUGUGUUUUUAUGCUUUUGUACACAGUAAUGCAAAAUAUAUGUAAUAAAUUUUUCAUCAUGAUGUGAAA
Molecule: messenger RNA, 3547 nt
Organism: Neoarius graeffei (lesser salmon catfish)
Lineage: Eukaryota; Metazoa; Chordata; Actinopteri; Siluriformes; Ariidae
Gene: senp7
Product: SUMO specific peptidase 7
Exons: 22
Coding region: 174-3410 (1078 amino acids)
Biological process (GO): protein desumoylation
Cellular component (GO): nucleus; cytoplasm
Molecular function (GO): SUMO-specific endopeptidase activity
Source: RefSeq, a predicted model, not a curated record